Messenger RNA from Perognathus longimembris pacificus (Pacific pocket mouse), 1433 nucleotides. RefSeq names its product calcineurin like phosphoesterase domain containing 1 (gene Cpped1). The record is from RefSeq and is a predicted model, not a curated record. Gene Ontology annotation, molecular function: hydrolase activity. NCBI's taxonomy places the organism in Eukaryota, Metazoa, Chordata, Mammalia, Rodentia, Heteromyidae. The transcript has 5 exons. The coding region runs from base 277 to 1080 and encodes 267 amino acids.
GGCCGCGCCGUCCGGGCGCUGGAGCGACUGUGUCGCCAUGUCGGCUGCGGAGGCGGGAAGUGUCUUCCACAGGGCCCGGGGUCGGACCCUGGACGCGUUUCCCGCAGCUGUUGUCCAGAAGAGCCUGUGAUGCUGAAAGCUGCCUGGCCAAAACUCUUCCCCUUCCCCCCCACAUCUCUGCCAGUCUGAAGGGUUGCUGAUGAGGAUUUUGAAAAGGAGAAGGAAUGGAAGGGCCCAUUCUACUUCAUCCAAGGUGCUGACCCUCAGUUUGGGCUGAUGAAGGCCUGGGCCACCGGGGACUGCGACAGCGGCGGUGACGAGUGGGGGCAGGAGAUCCGCCUCACCCAGCAGGCUGUCCAGGCCAUCAACAAGCUCCGCCCCAAGCCCAAGUUCUUUGUCCUGUGUGGCGACCUCAUCCACGCUAUGCCAGGGACUCCCUGGCGGAAGCAGCAGACAGAGGACCUGCAGCGCGUGCUGGGGAUGGUGGACCAGGAGAUCCCGCUGGUCCUGGUCAGUGGCAACCAUGAUGUGGGCAACGUGCCGACGGCCGAGACAGUGGAGGAGUUCCGCCAGACCUGGGGUGAUGACUACUUCAGCUUCUGGGCGGGGGGGGUGCUGUUCCUGGUGCUCAACUCCCAGUUCCUGCACGACGCAUCCCAGUGCCCAGCGCUAAAGCUAGCCCAGGACCGCUGGCUGGAGCAGCAGCUGGCCGUCGCCCGGCAGCGCCAGUGCCAGCAUGCCAUCGUCUUCCAGCACAUCCCGCUCUUCCUGCACAGCAUCGACGAGGACGAUGACUACUUCAACCUCACCAAGGCUGUGCGCAAGGAGCUGGCCGACAAGCUCAUCAGAGCAGGUAUCAAAGCCGUGUUCUCUGGCCACUACCACAGGAACGCGGGGGGCACCUACCAGAACCUCGACAUGGUGGUGUCCUCUGCCAUCGGAUGCCAGCUGGGCAAGGACACGCACGGGCUCCGCAUCGUGGUGGUCACGGCAGAGAAGAUCGUCCACCGGUACUGCAGCUUAGAUGAGCUGACUGAGAAGGGCCUGGGGGGCGACCUCCUGGCGCUGAUGCAGGAGUGACCCCCGGUCCCCUCGCGCCUCCUCCCCCGCUGCGCCCCAGCCCCUCCUAUCGGGACAGCCCACGACGACCCCCGGACCACGCAGGACUACCACCCACCCCCACACAUCAAUCACAGCUCUGGCUCCCACCCGAGACCACGCCCUAAAUUGUGUCCCAAAUCAAACUGCCUGUCACGUGCAAAGAAGGGUCUGGAAAUACCUGAACUGUGACAACCUCAGACUCCCUGCUGAUCUUUGGGGAACUGCUCUGCCCCCAGGGGGUCCAGGUCUUCACCCCCCCCCCGCCCCCGCCUCCGUGGCAGCCUGACAGGGAGCACGCGUCUGUGGUUGUGCCGUGUGUGGCUGUGGGCCCC